This is a messenger RNA of Colletotrichum tamarilloi, 861 nucleotides long. Its product is annotated as short-chain dehydrogenase. Lineage: Eukaryota; Fungi; Ascomycota; Sordariomycetes; Glomerellales; Glomerellaceae. Bases 1 to 861 code for a protein of 286 amino acids. The record is from RefSeq and is a predicted model, not a curated record. The transcript is spliced from 2 exons.
AUGACCGAAUUUCUCAUUGAAGACAAAGACUUGGUCGGGCUCAAGGGCAAGGUGGCCAUCGUGACAGGAGGUUCAUCAGGCAUUGGCCUCGCUGCAGUCAACACGCUUCUUUCACAGGGUGCUUCCGUCAUUAACGCAGAUAUUCAGCCGCCAGCGGAGCAACCCGAAAACUUUUACACGUUUGUGAAGACCGAUGUCACCGUCUGGGCUGAACAGAUCGCACUCUUCAAGAAGGCAAAAGAUAUCUAUGGACGUAUCGAUCAUGUCUUUGCGAACGCUGGCCUCGGUCCCCGCGCCAACUAUCUGUCUACGGAAGUAGAUGAGAAUGGCGAUCUGAAGGAACCCACUCACCAGCUUCUGGAUGUCAGUCUCACAGGUGUAAUGCACACGGCUACGAUCGCGAUAUACUACAUGCGGCAACAGGCCGAGGGUGGCAGCAUUGUCAUCAACGGUUCUACCACCGGUCUCCAACGGCUUCGUGCCGUGGACUACUCCACGGCCAAGCAUGCGGUCCUCGGAUUCGGACGUGGUCUGAUCCCGCUCAUCGCAUCCGCCAAUUUGCCCAUCAGAGUCAACACCUUGGCGCCAACGUGGGCGGAUAGCAGCGUACUGCCGGACUUGAAAGGCCUUAUGGCCAAGAUUGGAGUCGAAAUACAGACCGCAGAAGCGGUUGCCCGCGGCGCAGCGUAUCUGAUGGUCGAUACAUCCCGGAACGGGAAUGUGAUUCACGUGCAGCUUGGAAAGUACAAGGAGAUUGACGAGGCCGUCCUGCUCCCGGCUUUUGAGUCUAUCAAGGGUCCUGAUUAUCCUGGUGAGGACGAGGUUCUGCGCCGCCUGCAGGAACUCAUGAUGGCCGCGUGA